Molecule: messenger RNA, 3011 nt
Organism: Microbotryum saponariae
Lineage: Eukaryota; Fungi; Basidiomycota; Microbotryomycetes; Microbotryales; Microbotryaceae
Source: the annotation of a GenBank genome assembly
AUGGCCGCCGCGGUGGUGAGGUGCUCGACGAGAGCGAUCGCAACCAGCAGCUUCACACGGCCAUGCCAUUCUUGGCUCAACGCGACGAGAUGUACCGCGGUGAGUGGACAGAGCUAGCUCGGACUGAUCCUGUGUUCUAUCUGACCGAAACGGUUUCUCCCCUCGCAGCCGAACGUCCACCAAUCGGCGUCCUACUCGACCCGUUCGCGCUCGUCACGUGCUUCCCCAUCCGUGUCGAUCGACCACCUCCGACGUAGACCACGACAUCUUGCUCCUGCAUGUGCUUGGGUACGGUCCCACGCUCAUAUCGCUCGGAGGGACCAACCAGACGACCAUGAUUCCGCGGCCAAGAAGGCCACUCAGCAACAUUCGGGACCUGAAGGGCACCAAAAGGAGGAGUCAAGCAAUGGUGCACCGAGUACAACACCCCCCGCAAGAACAUCCCGUACAUCCGAAACAACAGCAACGAGUGUUUCGCCAGUGCCACCAGCCAAGAGUGAUCAGUCGAACACUACGGAUGUCGGUAAAACCACCGAAAUCUCGGACAAGGAGCAGUCGAGGAGGGAUUGGGAGAUCAUCAAGAAACUCGUGCCCAACGUAUGGCCCAAGAACGAUUGGUCCACAAAGACAAGGGUCCUGUUGGCGUUGGGCUUGCUCGUUGGUGGAAAAGUGAGCACCAGCCUCAGGUCGGGGGCUGCUGCUGUUCCGACCAACGAGCUAAUCGACAUCACGUGCCUGCUCCGAAACAGCUCCUCAACAUCCAAGUCCCAUUCUUUUUCAAAAGCAUCAUCGACACUCUCAACGUCGAGAUUGAUCCUACCACCGGAGGGGGUGUAUUCGCCAUUGCCGGGACGGUCAUUGUUGGGUGUGAGUCUUGGUCGCCUCCAUAUGAAACCAGCAGACUAUCUAUGCGAGGCUUAUAUGCGCGGCUUCACAUGACCACACAGACGGUCUCGCACGUAUCGGAGCCGGUGUUUUCUCCGAACUGCGCAACGCUGUUUUCGCCAAUGUCGCUCAAGGGGCGAUCCGACGAGUCGCACACGGAGUUUUCACCCACUUACUCAACCUCGACGUUCAGUUCCACCUCACAAGACAAACGGGUGGACUGACACGGGCUAUUGAUCGUGGUACAAAGUGGGUCUCGGGGAGGUAUCCCCACUGAGGAUACGGUAGGGUAGAAAGCUGACAUCGUGCCAUUUUGUUCUCUGCACGCAGGGGUAUUUCGUUCCUCCUGAGCUCGAUCGUCUUCCACGUGGUUCCGACGGCGCUCGAAAUCUCGAUGGUGUGCGGUAUCUUGGUCAGUCGAUCUCCGCAUCUGCGCCCAUCCUAGUUCCAGGAACUGACUCGAUCCGUUCACCUGGUCUUGAUCUAGUCCUACAAAUUCGGCUGGGACUUUGCUGCGGUCACAUUGGCCACGAUGGGAGCAUACACGUGGUUCACCAUCAAGACGACGUCCUGGAGGUUAGUCACAUAAGCUCGCAUGUACUUUUGGUCGCCGAACUUACAUCGAAGUGCCUCGACGAUAGGACCAAGUUCCGAAAGCAAGCUAACGCUGCUGACAAUCGAGCCGCGACCAUGUCCGUCGACUCGCUGAUUAACUAUGAAGCCGUCAAAGUAAGCCGCCCCAAGGUCCAAAGCCCCACAAAUAAGACUAAUGAGUCCCGUCUACUUCACUUCAGCACUUCAACAAUGAGAAAUUCGAGAUUGCGCAAUACGACCAAGCGAUGAAGGACUACACCAAAGCUUCGGUCAAGAUCUCGACCUCGCUCGCGGCUCUCAACAUUGGUCAGAACGUCAUCUUCUCCAGUGCCUUGACGGCGAUGAUGUACCUUGCUUCCAAAGGGAUCGUUAAUGGGACGAUGACGGUGGGCGAUUUGGUCAUGAUCAAUCAGCUCGUGUUUCAGCUUUCGUUGCCGCUCAACUUUCUCGGUAUGUUUAGGUCGGAUAGUAUUAUCUACUAUGUACUAAGCUCAUCGGCUCCGCCUCACUCUUGCAGGUACCGUCUACCGCGAACUACGUCAAAGUUUGAUCGACAUGGAUACUUUGUUUAGCCUGCAGUCCGUCGGGCUAGCCAUCAAGGUCAGUUGCUCUUCCCUUGAAAAGUCACCUCUGAGCUCCCAGCUGAUCUGCGUCACAUUCACCAGGACUCCCCCACCGCCAAGCCCUUAUCGCUCCACGACGGUGGCCGCAUUGAAUUCCGCAACGUCUCCUUCGGCUACCACCCUUCCCGACCCAUCUUCCGGGACAUCUCCUUCUCCAUCCCCGCCGGUAAGAAAGUCGCCAUCGUCGGCCCCUCCGGCUCCGGCAAAUCGACCGUCUUUCGCCUCUUGUUCCGUUUCUACGAACCGUCUUCAGGACAGAUUCUGAUUGAUGGUCAACCUUUGGAUCAAGUGACGCUCGAAUCGUUGAGGAAGGAAAUCGGGGUCGUCCCUCAGGAUACACCCUUGUUUCAUUCCGACAUUUUGCAUAAUGUGAGGUACGGUCGUUUGGACGCUACGGACGAGGAAGUGCACGAAGCGGGGAGGUUGGCGAGGGUCAGUGAGACGGUCGAGAGUAUGCCGGAGAAAUGGAAGACCAAGGUGGGGGAGAGGGGGUUGAUGAUUUCGGGCGGGGAGAAACAGAGGUUGGCGGUGGCGAGAUUGUUGUUGAAGGACCCGAGGAUAUUGUUCUUUGAUGAGGCGGUGAGUGCACAUCACGAGGCUGGGGAAGGAUUCUCCGUUGCUGAGUUUCACUUGCUCUUCCAGACCUCGGCUCUAGAUUCCACGACCGAAGCCGCGUUGAUGCAGAACAUCAACCAAACCCUCUUGUCCAAAGCACGCACAUCCGUCUUCGUCGCCCAUCGCCUUAAAACAGUUGCCGAUUCGGAUCUCAUCAUCGUACUCAAGGAUGGGUACGUCGCUGAACAAGGCACUCAUGCGCAAUUGAUGGCCAAGGAGGAUGGGGUUUAUCGAGGUAUGUGGGAACAACAGAACUCGAUGGAGGGAUAUGAGGGGGAGAAGAAGGAAUUGUAA